AUAUCUACCCGCUAUAAGAAAAGGAACAAAAAGUUAGGUAGAGUUUCAAGGAGUAUGUUUUUGGGAGACACGGUAUCUUCGACCCGAAUGUGGUCCCUCAUACAAGACUACCAGAAAUCGGAAAAGACAUUGUGCAAGGCGCAAGGAUCUUUUGCAUGCAGUCUUGUAUUGGGACCAUUUUGUUCGGUUGUUUGCGCUUACUUUUCAUUGCUGCUCGUGUGGGCGUUUUACAGGUUUUACUUGGCGUAUUAAAUUCGUUGACCACCGCAUGCUGGCUGUGGUGGGAGGCCGUUAUAUGUCAACUCAAAUUAAAUAAGUGUGGUGAGCUAUGUUUUUCCGCCCACUUACUGUCCUUUUACCUCGAAAUAAUAUCCUCAUGCGUUCAUGACCUAUUAUUACUCUAGAUCUCCGUUCUCGCUGUGCUCGCCAUGACCUGCCGCC
Suillus subaureus is the source of this 441-nucleotide messenger RNA. RefSeq lists its product as uncharacterized. The record is from RefSeq and is a predicted model, not a curated record. The transcript has a single exon. The coding region runs from base 156 to 404 and encodes 82 amino acids. Lineage: Eukaryota; Fungi; Basidiomycota; Agaricomycetes; Boletales; Suillaceae.